Molecule: messenger RNA, 1226 nt
Organism: Aspergillus costaricaensis CBS 115574
Lineage: Eukaryota; Fungi; Ascomycota; Eurotiomycetes; Eurotiales; Aspergillaceae
Product: putative RAS small monomeric GTPase (Rsr1)
Exons: 8
Coding region: 418-1053 (211 amino acids)
Biological process (GO): signal transduction
Cellular component (GO): plasma membrane
Molecular function (GO): GDP binding; GTPase activity; GTP binding
Source: RefSeq, a predicted model, not a curated record
GGGAAUUGGUCGGGAAUUGAUUGGCAUUGAGACCGAUGUAACGGAUCGCGUGUUGCUGCCCUUGCUCUCCCAGCACUUCCUCCCCGCCCACCCCCCUCAAAGGGAGUCCAGUCCACCUCCUUCCCUCCUCCCACCAACCCCCAAAUUCCCCAAUCUGCUUAAUUCAAUUCAAAUCAUCGGCGCGCAUUGAACCUGAAUCCACCGUCCACUCGAUACCCUCACCGAGACUCGACCCUCAUCUGUCGCAGCAUUCGGAUCGGGUUUAGUCUACAUUCCAGCUUCGACCACUGAUUCCGCCCCAGGAUCAGACAAUAUAAUUGUUGGCUUAGAAGUUACCGGAAGCCUAUCGGAGUCGACUCUUUCAUUUUCGCAUCGAAUCAUACUCUUUCAAUCGCCGAAUACGCGGCUACCGUUCCAAUGCGGCCCCAACGGGAAUACCAUAUCGUCGUUUUAGGUGCUGGAGGUGUGGGAAAGAGCUGUCUUACUGCUCAAUUCGUGCAAAAUGUCUGGAUUGAGAGUUAUGACCCGACAAUUGAGGAUUCAUACCGGAAGCAGAUCGACGUGGAUGGCCGGCAAUGUAUUCUGGAAAUACUGGACACUGCAGGAACAGAACAGUUCACGGCCAUGAGAGAGUUGUACAUGAAACAAGGCCAAGGGUUUCUGCUCGUAUUCUCGAUUACGAGCAUGUCCUCGCUGAACGAGUUGUCCGAGCUCCGCGAACAAAUAAUCCGCAUCAAGGAGGAUGAGAAAGUUCCCAUCGUCAUUGUGGGCAACAAAUCCGACCUGGAAGAGGACCGCGCCGUGCCACGCGCGCGCGCCUUCGCCCUCUCCCAAACCUGGGGAAACGCUCCUUACUACGAAACGUCGGCCCGUCGACGAGCGAACGUCAACGAAGUCUUCAUUGACCUCUGCCGACAGAUCAUCCGAAAGGACUUGCAAGGAAACUCCAAGGGCUCCGACUCAGAUCGCAAACGGGAAGGUGGCAAUCGGCAGGACCGUCGAAAGGACAAAAAGCGCCAGACCCGGCGUAAGGGACCCUGCGUGAUCCUAUAAUUAGUCCUACUCGCGACCUUUCCCCAACACGACGAACGUACCACCGAAUAAACGAGAGCAAGCGCAUGGGCUAGCCCCCUGAACACUUACUAUCUUAUAUCGCUCACCAUUACGCACAUGACUUAUCCACUGCUCACUGCACAUACCCCGUCUACAAAGCUUGUCUAAUGUCG